This is a messenger RNA of Parathielavia appendiculata, 705 nucleotides long. RefSeq names its product Emopamil-binding protein. Gene Ontology annotation, cellular component: endoplasmic reticulum; membrane. Gene Ontology annotation, biological process: sterol biosynthetic process. Gene Ontology annotation, molecular function: cholestenol delta-isomerase activity; steroid Delta-isomerase activity; C-8 sterol isomerase activity. NCBI's taxonomy places the organism in Eukaryota, Fungi, Ascomycota, Sordariomycetes, Sordariales, Chaetomiaceae. The transcript has 2 exons. The coding region runs from base 1 to 705 and encodes 234 amino acids. The record is from RefSeq and is a predicted model, not a curated record.
AUGUCGGCUUCCAGUUGGCCCCAAGCCAUGAUGGCCGACCACCCAUACUACCCUCCCGAUCUGGACCUGCCUGGCUAUGUACCCAACAAAAUCGGAGUACCGACCCUCCUGGCAUCCUUCGCCGGUGCCGUGGGCUUUGUCUGCUCGGUUACUUCCGUCGUGGCGCGUACGGUCCGGCCCGGCAUUAGCAAGGGCCAGGUGCUCACGGCCAUGUGGUUUGUGGUCUGCGGAUGCAUCCACCUGUUUUUUGAAGGCUACUUCGCUUACCACAAUGCUACCAUGCCGGCGCGUACAGAUCUCUUCGGACAGCUCUGGAAGGAAUACGCUUUGUCUGACCGCCGCUACUUGACGCGCGAUUCCUUUACGGUCUGUAUGGAGAUGGUCACGGCAGUCGCCUGGGGACCCCUCUCCUUUCUGAUCGGCUGGCUCGUCAUCAUAGACAGCCCCUUCCGCCACCCGCUCCAGAUCAUGGUCAGCCUUGGUCAGCUGUACGGCGACGUGCUUUACUACGCGAUCUUCUUCUUCGAUGAGUCGGUAUACGGCGCGAUCUACUGCCGCCCCGAGUCGUUCUAUUUCUGGGUCUACUUUGUCAUGAUGAAUGGGUUCUGGAUCGUCAUCCCAGGGUGGAUUGUCUACACGAGCAUCAUCGAGACUGCUAAAGCAUUCCGCGUCGCCCAGGGGAGUGCAAAGAUGAAGGGGUUGUAA